UCAAAGGGUCAAAAUAGAUAAAUAUCCGCACGAUGCAUGAACUCGUCAUAAGUACUGCAAAGGGAAGAAAAGCAACAUAAAGAAAUACGCGGAGAAAAAUGGACUGCAACGUGCGUCGAUGUCUCUUUGGCCCGGUGGAUCGCGAGCAGCUACACCGAGAUCUGAAGAUGAAUCACCAUGAAUUAUUUCUAGAGGCCUGCCGGCGAUGGAACUUCGACUUCCAGAUCGACACUCCGCUUCCAGGGAUGUUUGUGUGGGAGAAGAUUUCCGGUGGCUGCACCGCCACCUUUUACCAAACCCAGCGCAAGUGCAGCGCUCCCGUCUUGGCCGCCGAUGACCAAGACAUGGAGGGAUGGAGCGCCCAGGAGAACCGACCUGGCUUCUCCAACUAUCCCGGCGAAGUAACGCCUGUCCGGGGGAAGAGGACUCGCCCCAAGUCCAAAGAAAAUGCACAGACCUUGCUGGAAAGAGGAGGACGUCUGCAGAAGGCAAACCCACAAACUUUUAUUCCAAGCGCAUCGAAGCAGCUUUGUGCAAAUCAAUAAGAUGAUCGGAUCACACUUCUGGUGGAAAGCGUCUAAAACUGACCAGAUAGUCAACCAGAUGGUUCUUUCAUGUUAUUUCCUGUAUUUUCUUUUUUGUUCAAUUUCCUCACAUUUCUUGCACUUUAUUUUUGUGUUUUUUUUUAUUUAACGUGUGCAUUUUUCUUUUUGUGGUGAGCUUUAAAAGCAUUCAAACGUUUUGUUUGUUGACAUGGUUUCUAUAAAAUAUUGAUCGUUUUAACUUGAUGACAGUAUUGUACAGUUUUGUUGCCUACUGAGGUGCAGAGCAAGUGAAGUAGCAGAUGCUUUUAAAUUUAAUAAAUUGUUGCAUCUAAAAAUUAAUAUCUGUGUGUCAUUGAUGGAAUGCUCUACUUGAGUAUGAAUAAAUGUAAUAGAUGUUUGCACACACAAAAUAUAUAGAAAAUACUUUCUACAUUUCCCUCAACUAAUUGUAUAAUUUAUAUCGAUUAUAAAACUUUUAAUAACCAAAAUCCUCUUUUUUUUUUGGUAGAACAUACAAAGGACUCCGUUUCCAGCAUAACAUUGUACUUUCUCAAUAUCAUACCCAUUAUGCACUUUGUUACAACAUUGGUGCACCAUUUUCCCCUUAAUGUACAUUCUGUCUACUGUCCCACAAUAAAAUUAAUUAGAUCCACAGUACUUGCACUUAAACAGGGGGAUGUAAACUUUUGAUGUCCACCAUAAAACAACUUGGUGAGCCUGUUGGACUGUUUAACAACUGAAAGCAAAAUACUAUAAGACCAUUUGUUAAGGUUGAAUUAUCCAUAAUUUGUUAUUUUAUAAUGCUUUUCUUUAUCAAUUAAUAUUUCAC
Syngnathus typhle (broad-nosed pipefish) is the source of this 1374-nucleotide messenger RNA. Its product is annotated as cyclin-dependent kinase inhibitor 1B-like. The transcript is spliced from 2 exons. Gene Ontology annotation, biological process: regulation of cell cycle. Bases 99 to 545 code for a protein of 148 amino acids. Gene Ontology annotation, molecular function: cyclin-dependent protein serine/threonine kinase inhibitor activity. The record is from RefSeq and is a predicted model, not a curated record. Lineage: Eukaryota; Metazoa; Chordata; Actinopteri; Syngnathiformes; Syngnathidae. Gene Ontology annotation, cellular component: nucleus.